Messenger RNA from Lottia gigantea (owl limpet), 306 nucleotides. RefSeq lists its product as hypothetical. The annotation marks the transcript as partial. The record is from RefSeq and is a predicted model, not a curated record. NCBI's taxonomy places the organism in Eukaryota, Metazoa, Mollusca, Gastropoda, Lottiidae. The transcript has a single exon.
UUAUAUUUAUUUGAGCUCUAUCUCGUGGCUGUAUAUUUAACCGAGUUCUAUCUCUUGUCUGUAUAUUUAACCGAGUUCUAUCUCUUGUCUGUAUAUUUAACCGAGUUCUAUCUCUUGUCUGUAUAUUUAACCGAGUUCUAUCUCUUGGCUGUAUAUUUAACCGAGUUCUAUCUCUUGUCUGUAUAUUUAACCGAGUUCUAUCUCUUGUCUGUAUAUUUAACCGAGUUCUAUCUCUUGUCUGUAUAUUUAACCGAGUUCUAUCUCUUGGCUGUAUAUUUAACCGAGUUCUAUCUCGUGGCUGUAUAA